CCGGUCCCUUUAACACUUCCGCUUCCGGCUUGGCUCCCGGUAACUUCCGGUUCCGGCGCUGUGGCGGGUGACGCGGAGCUCGGCAGCGAUGAUCGAAGUCGUCUGCAACGACCGUCUGGGCAAGAAGGUGCGGGUGAAAUGCAACACCGAGGACUCGAUCCGCGACCUGAAGAAGCUGAUCGCGGCGCAGACCGGGACCCGCUGGGAUAAGAUCGUGCUCAAGAAGUGGUACACUAUCUUCAAGGAUCACGUCACGCUGGGCGACUAUGAGAUCCAUGACGGCAUGAACCUGGAGCUCUACUACCAGUAGCGGCUGCCGUUCUCUCCCGGUUCCCCGCCGGUGCUCUCUUCUCCAUGGGACCCCCCCCCCGCUCCCUCCCUCCAAACCCCGUUCCCCUUCCCCAAGCCAUGUUGAGGCUCUAAACCUGCUGUAGCUGCCCUGGAGUGUUUAAGUGGUUUCUAAUAAAUGUGUCUCUCUAGUC
Strigops habroptila (Kakapo) is the source of this 482-nucleotide messenger RNA. RefSeq names its product ubiquitin like 5 (gene UBL5). Gene Ontology annotation, molecular function: protein tag activity; protein binding. The transcript is spliced from 5 exons. Lineage: Eukaryota; Metazoa; Chordata; Aves; Psittaciformes; Psittacidae. The coding region runs from base 89 to 310 and encodes 73 amino acids. Gene Ontology annotation, cellular component: nucleus; cytoplasm. Gene Ontology annotation, biological process: mRNA splicing, via spliceosome; protein modification process. The record is from RefSeq and is a predicted model, not a curated record.